AUGGGCUCCUCAUCCUCCAAAAUCGCUAGCAAAGCUGCUGGAGCUGCAGCCCGGCGGCAAUACCCUUCCACUUCAUCCAUCACUAACAACGCGCCUUCGGCUCCCAAUGCGCUUUCUCCAUCCUCCACACCUUCUGCUCCAUCUCAGGUUCACCCCAACCCAACCGCCUCACCUCCGACAGAAGAGAAAUCUUCACACAUCGAACUCGAUGGACGUGAUCCACAUUUCGGUUCGGCACUGCGAAGAAUAGGACCUGCAAAACCGGCCUCAGAGGCUCGACCGCAUGAAGAAGCAUUUCCAACUUCCAGUCAACCGAUGCAACUAGGACAGAACAUUUUCCCAUCCUCUCCAAACAACCCUGCCAUGAUGCUUGUGAAGGCACGACAGAGAAUCAGCAAGCAAUGGGAAUCAGAAAUAGAUAACCGGGGCAGACCCAGCUUCCCGGGUCGAACUCUUUUGGGUGCGAAGGAUAUCAGAGAAGCACUGACGUUACGAGAUGAAAAGGGCAGAACAUCCCGGGAGGUUGAGAAACAGAUGGGACUGAAGCCGGGAAUCCUGGACCAAUUGUUGACAAAGGGAGUUGUCGCGAAUGCUCGGUAG
Molecule: messenger RNA, 600 nt
Organism: Rhinocladiella mackenziei CBS 650.93
Lineage: Eukaryota; Fungi; Ascomycota; Eurotiomycetes; Chaetothyriales; Herpotrichiellaceae
Exons: 1
Coding region: 1-600 (199 amino acids)
Source: RefSeq, a predicted model, not a curated record